This is a messenger RNA of Iphiclides podalirius (scarce swallowtail), 2643 nucleotides long. NCBI's taxonomy places the organism in Eukaryota, Metazoa, Arthropoda, Insecta, Lepidoptera, Papilionidae. The record is from the annotation of a GenBank genome assembly.
AUGGAUGUGAUGUGGUCUCCGGUGCAUCAUGAUAAGUUUAUUAUAUGGGGUCCUGAUAUAACCUUAUACGAAGUGGCAAGACUCCAAGAAAUAGAGAAAAAGACUACUUUUAUGCAAAUAUCUUCAACUAGAGGUGCUACUGUUGUGGCAUCUCAGAGUGCCAGCGGAGUUCGGUGUGUAGAUAUUAGUGCUAUAGCUGAUCAGCCAGAUCCAUUGUUAGCUUUGGGACAUGCAAGUGGCAGAGUUACUCUAGCCAGUCUGAAGCAGACUUAUGAUCCACUUGGUUUGGUUGGGAGAGAAUUUGUGACCAAGUUUGUGAGGCCCUGCAAUGGUUUAGCAUGGAACCAUGAUGAGAGCAAUCUUCUUGCGGCUGCCAUGGACAAGCACCGCAACGACAAUUGCAUACAAGUGUGGGAUGUGCAUCGAUCAUCCAUGUCAGCAGAUGAAUUCACAGAAAGUACUUCACCAUCAUUGGAGCCCACCCGGCCAAUUGCGGAACUAGCAUUAUCUGAAACGGCGCACAGCGUAACAUGGACCAACCUAGGGAACCAUACUCUGGCUGCUUCCAUGAACUUGAAGCAUAUUAAGAUUUUCGAUUUAAGAGAGAACACGGGCAAGGCGAUGGGCGUGGCCACGAGCCGGCAGUGCCUGGGCGUGUGCGCGGAGCCCGGCGGCUGGCAGCUGGCGUCCCGCGGCGAGGGCGGCCUCUGCGUGUGGGACGCUCGGGCACUCGCGCGCCCCCUGCUGGCGCUGCCCACCGCCAAACCGCCACGCACCAUUCAGUGGUGCCCCACCAGGCGAAACCUGCUGCUCUCUCUGCAGCGCGACUCCAGCACUUUGCGGCUGUACGACAUUCAACAGGCGCAGGAGUACAAGCCCACUCAGUCGGUCGACAGUUCCAUGGCGGCCACGCCCGCCCUGGAGGAGGGCGAGGAGGCGGCGCGGGGCCCGAGCGUGCUGCAGCGCGACGUGUGCCCCGCCGGCCAGCCGCUCGCCUCCUUCUGCUGCCACCCGGCGCACGAGGCGCGGCUGCUGGCGCUCUGCCUCAACGGCGGCGUGGUGGAGUACACGGUGUGCGAGCGCGUGACGCUGGCCUGGGGCGCCCGCGGCGGGCUAGUGUGGGCGGGCGGCGGCGCCCUGCGGCUCAUGCAGGACGACUUCUACGCCGCCCUGCGCGACGUCUCGCACCUCAUGCAGCAGCGCGCCAACACCGACUACGGACUCAAGCCGGAUCUGUGGCAAAACGCUGACUUAGCGGAGGACGAGGCGCUCAGCGGGCUGUGGCACUUCCUGGCGUUGAGCAAGUCGCUGGUGGAGGACGGGUGCUUCCGCAACAGCCCGUGGCGGCACCCGGGCGUGCGCACCGUGCUGCGGCCGCCCGGCGACGGCGGCUACCGCUCCGAGGCCGUGCCGCUGCUGCUGCCCGACAUGCCCAACCGCAAGGUCACCGUGUACAGGAGCGCGGAGCGCACGUGCGCGCUGCAGCUGUGCGGCUGGGGCUGGGGCUGGGAGAACGCGGUGCUGGGCGUGGAGCGCGCCGAGGCGGAGGGCACGCCGUGCCGCGCCGCCGCGCUCGCCGCCUUCCACCUGCGCGCGCGCGCCGCGCUCGACGUGCUGGCGCGCGCGCGCGAGCCGCGCCUGCGCGUCGCCGCGCUCGCGCUCGCGGGCCCCGGCGCCGACGAGCGGCUGUGGCGCGACGCGCUGGCGGCGGCCGCGCCCGCGCUGCCCGACCCCUACCUGCGCGCGCUGCUGCACUUCCUGGCCGCCACGGCCGCCGGCGGCGCCUCGCAGCCCGACCUCGGCGCCGUGCUCAACGAGACCGAGAUGCGGCUGGAGGACCGCGUCGCGUUCGCCUGCACCUUCCUGUCGGACGCCAAGCUGCACGAGUACGUGAAGCAGACCUGCGACGCCCUCACGGAGCAGGGCGACCUCUCCGGCAUGCUGCUCACAGGCGUGAGUCCAGAGGGCGUGACGCUGCUGCAGCGCUGGGUGGAGUCGAGCGGCGACGUGCAAUCGGCCGCCCUCAUCGCCGCUCGCUGCUGCUCCCCUGAUCUGCUGCGCGACCACAGGGUGCUCGCUUGGCUAGAGAGCUACCGCACGCUACUGGACAGCUGGCAGCUGUGGUGGGCGCGGUGCGCGCUGGACACGUGCGUGUGCGCGUGCGCGGGCGAGGCGGGGGAGGCGGGCGAGGCAGGAGGCGCGCUGGCGGCGGCGCGCAGGGUGGGCGUGGCCUGCAGCUACUGCGGCAAGUGCGUGGCCGCGCCCGCCGCCAGCGCGCGCCCCCGCGCCGCCUUCGCGCGCCUGCCGCCGCCCGCCGCCAAGAUGAAGCAGAUCUCCUCGUGCCCCAACUGCCGCAAGCCGUUGCCGCGCUGCGGCGUGUGCCUCUUGCACCUGGGCACCGGCGCCACGGGCGGCGUGAGCGUGGGCGUGGGCGGCGUGGGCGUCGCUGCCGGCGUGGGCGUGGGCGGCGGCUCGGGCGUGGGCGCCGGCGGGGCGCACUUCGGCGGCUGGUUCAGUUGGUGCGUCGCGUGCAGGCACGGCGGACACGCCGCCCAUUUGCUUCAGUGGUUCAGCGAGCACUCCGAGUGCCCUGUGAGCUCUUGCUCCUGCCGCUGCAGCUCCUUGGACCCGCCGGACAGGCUU